GUUGUGAUCUGGUCGACGAGGAACCCAGGCGUGUCGGUCGGAUCACUUGUGGUUUGUCAUUUCCAAUCACUGGGGUCCUGGUGGUAUUCGUGUCGAACAAAUUUCAGUUGAGCAAUCUGAGUCCUGUAGGCGUGUGCUCAUAAGCCACCUGGUAGCCAGAAGGAAAAGUUCAAGAGCCAGGAGAUAAAGGUUCUGUAGCAAUCGAUUCUUUUGCCCGCUCUCCAAAUCUUCAAUUGCAGCGAAAUAGUAUGUUCGUUUGGGGUCAUUCAUGCCAUCAUAAUAUGGGGCAUGGAGAUUGCAAGAGAGUGGUAGGUGUUGGAAAGGGGAAGGAAGGACGAUACGAAAGGGAGAGUGUCAGUGUGUGAGUCUGGUUUCAUCCUCGUUGGGAGGGAAGAAUGUGUGCGAGUUGUGCACGGACCAUGAAGAGCUUGGUGAGGUAACGCCGAAAUAAGUGCUCGCGUCAUUGGGUACAGAUUUAGUUGCACUCGAGAUCGCUUAAAAUCCUCAUGGUUGGCUACAUGAUAUGGCGAGGAGUGCUGCGGCCGGGCGCACGAGCGAGAAGAAAUUGGUGGUGCAGAAGCUUGGGUGAUGGAUAUGGAUACCCACGUCGCUCCCGAUUUGUGCACGCGCCCGCGGAGCCCUCCGACAUCACCCUUGUUGAUCAGACACUGAAAAUCUCGUCUCUGGUUACGGCCUUCCGCAGUCGAGGCCAUUUCGUUGCGGCUCUUGAUCCGCUGGGUAGAACAUUGGGACGAUUGGUGGAAGGGAAUGAUGGCGCCGAAUACGCUGAGCCCGAAAAUGCGAAAGAUCUGUUUGAACUUUUGAAAAACUAUCCCUCUCUUAAUCUCGACGCUGUCGGUUUGAAGGGUGUAGAUCCCAAUAAAAGGUUCUAUUUGGGUGACCAUCUGCGCAUGUCACGCGCCACGCAACUGUUUUGGACAGUGAAUGAAGUGGUGGCGCUAUUACGAGCGAGCUACUGCGGCACCACGACCGUAGAGCAUGAGCAUGUGGUUUCCAAGCCUGGAAAGGAUUGGAUCCGCCUCAUGGUGGAGCGGCCUCAGGCACGGUCUCUGUUUCUGCCCUCUGUCCAGCGACGGAUCUUGUACCACUUACUCUACGCUGAUCAUUUUGAGCGUUUUCUUGCAAGAAAAUUUCAGGCCUCCAAACGUUUUGGCAUAGAAGGAUGUGAAAGUCUAAUUCCUGGCCUUUUCGCUCUCAUUGAGCGUGCAGCAGAGGGUGGGAUUAAAGCCAUUGAGCUGGGAAUGUCUCACAGGGGGCGGUUGAAUGUCUUGCACACGAUCCUUUCAAAGCCACUUGGAAGCAUCAUAACAGAAUUCAAAAAUGUUGGAGACCGACAUUUCUUACAGGUUGGAGAUGUCAAGUAUCAUUUGGGCAGUCGCGGCACUCUGUCGUAUGGUGACAAAAAGAUUCAAAUAUCGCUUCUGCCAAAUCCAAGCCAUUUGGAAGCAGUCGAUCCUGUCGUUCUGGGCAAGACUAGAGCUAAGCAGUUCUUUACUGGGGAUAUGAAACGGUUGCAAAACAUGGGGCUUUUACUUCACGGUGAUGCUGCAUUCAGUGGACUGGGAUUAGCUGCAGAAGUUAUGCAGCUUUCAGAUCUACCCCAAUAUACCACAGGAGGCACUAUCCAUGUCAUUAUCAAUAAUCAAAUAGGCUUCACGACUGAUCCCAAGCUCGCUCGUUCUUCUCCUCAUCCAAGUGAUGUUGCAAAGGGUGUCGGAGCUCCAAUUUUUCAUUGCAAUGGAGAUGAUCCGGAAGGUGUAGCUCAUUGCUGUCGGCUGGCUGUGGAUUGGCGCCAGAAGUUUCAGACGGAUGUUGUCGUGGAUCUUGUUUGUUAUCGGCGCCAUGGUCACAAUGAGCAAGAUGAUCCAAGAGCAACCCAGCCUUUGACCUACCAGAAAAUUCUUAACCAUCCCACAACUCUGGAGAUAUAUUCGCAAAAGCUUCUUCAAGAAGGCAUCAUCACCCAGGACGUCUUGACUAAGUGGGCUGAGGAUGUGGAUGCCAAGUUUGAGGCUGAGUAUGCUGCCGCCGAUUCAUAUGCUCCCACUUUGCAUGAAUGGCUGGCGAGCAACUGGCAAGGUGAGGCCCUUGGAUCGUCGAGUUCGAAACGUUACAUCCAGCCAACUGGCCUGGAUAUUGAGAGUCUUAAAAGUGUGGGAAUUGCGAUCAGUACACCACCUCCUGGGUUCAACUUACAUCCUGAUGUAGCAAAUUUGCUUAAAUCAAGAGCGCAGAUGAUGGAAACUGGAACGGGAAUCGAUUGGGCAAUGGCUGAAGCUUUGGCAAUGGGGUCGUUGCUGUUGCAUGCGGAUCCAUCGCGGGGGCAGACCCCUGUGAAGAAUCCUCAUUUUCCUGUGAGACUUAGUGGCCAGGAUUGCGAGCGAGGCACUUUCAAUCAACGUCACUCUGUCCUCUACGAUCAGUCUACAGCAAAGCGAUACAUACCAUUGAAUAACAUUUGUCCUGGGCGACAAGCCGAGUUCGUCGUGUGCAAUUCAAAUUUAUCAGAAGCCGCUAUUUUGGGAUUCGAAUAUGGUUUCAGCUUGGAGAACGAGAAUGCUCUGGUUCUUUGGGAGGCUCAGUUUGGAGACUUUACCAAUAAUGCGCAGUCUAUAAUUGAUAACUUCAUCGCCAGUGGCGAGGAGAAGUGGAUGACACCUACAGGUCUAGUUCUAUUACUGCCCCACGGUUAUGAUGGUCAAGGACCCGAGCACAGCUCUGCUCGAUUGGAGCGUUUUUUGCAGCUCUGUAAUGACGAUCCAGACCAUCUUCCUGGAUUUGGGCCUCAGCACAAGUUGCAAAUGGAGGCCGGUUUUGCUGCUGCUGAUGAAGAUGGCAAAGGCUACUUGACUCGAGCCGAUCUGAAGGCGCUGAUUAAAGGAGUUAGCCCUGAGCGCGUUGAGGUUCUGAUGCAGGAGCUUGAUUUUGGGCAACAAGACCGAAUUGAAAGCGCGGUUGAACAUCAAACGUACCAGAUUUUUUUCGUGAUGGCAAAGGAACGAGAUUGGGAUGUGUUCAUGGCGCAGUGGAUGCGACGCAAUGCUGAGAAGGAUCACAAUCUAUGUGUGGUGAAUAUUACAACGCCAGCAAACUUCUUCCACUUGUUGCGACGUCAAAUGAAUCGGCCUUAUUCCAAGCCUGUGGUUGUGAUGAGUCCAAAGUAUCUCCUGCAUCAUAAGCUAUGUGUUUCUAAGCUUGCUGAUAUGGCUACAGGAACUUAUUUCAGGCGAGUAAUUGCAGACGGAGAUGCCGCUGACAACGUUCGGAAUACAAUUGAAUUACUUCCGCGGAAAGACAUACAGAACCUUCUUGUGUGUUCUGGAAAGAUUUUCUACUUGCUCAGCAAUGCAAGGCGUAGCCGGAAGCUGCGCAAUGUGGCCAUAGUGCGUCUGGAGCAGAUCGCUCCCUUUCCGUUUGAUCGAGUAGCUUCGGUUAUCAACCGAUAUCCAAACGCCCAGCUGACAUGGGUUCAGGAGGAGCCCAAGAACAUGGGAGCGUGGGCGUAUGUGCAGCCCAGACUAGCUACCGCCCUGCGAGAGCUUUGCCGUGGACGUGAGCAUACCAACGUCCGGUUUGUUGGUCGUGCAACCAGCGCAACCACCGCUACAGGGAGCUUCCAAGUGCAUCAAAUGGAAAUGAAGGCUAUCAUCAACGCUGCUUUUGAACUGAAGGACGUCGAAAGCACUCCCACAAUUACUAGUACAACGCAUGCCACUGCAUUCGUGUGAGAUACCAACGCUACUGUUGGGUAUCAUGUAGCAUCUAUCUCAUCCCCAUUCAGUCCCAUUUGGUGAUGGCAGUGCAGCAACUUGUCAUCUCGCAGAGGUUGUCUUUCUUGCCAGAAUCUUCAAGUGACAUAGCAGGUGGUUGAGCUGGCUUGCAUGAGACUGGACGGCAUUUAGUAGCUGUAAUAUUUUGAGGGUUUGCAACACUUCAGCAGUGAAGCUGGCUACACGUGGUCUAGAACUCUGUAUCAAUGGUCUUGUUUAUGAGCUUGUUUAUUGAGUUAUUUGUAGCUUAUCUCUACAGCUUCCUCGCAGAGCCGGAAUGGUAGUGACGAGGUUUAGUUCUACCUGACUGGCCAGUGGGUUCUACCUUUUAGUUGGCUUAGGCUUCCGCUACCUGAUUUUAACAGGUUGCAUAUUUUUCUCAGGAACGGAUAUUACAUGCUUUCCAAAUUUGGUGCCAGACAUGAUGUUUCUCUAA
Messenger RNA from Physcomitrium patens, 4227 nucleotides. Its product is annotated as 2-oxoglutarate dehydrogenase, mitochondrial. NCBI's taxonomy places the organism in Eukaryota, Viridiplantae, Streptophyta, Bryopsida, Funariales, Funariaceae. Gene Ontology annotation, cellular component: mitochondrion; oxoglutarate dehydrogenase complex. Gene Ontology annotation, biological process: tricarboxylic acid cycle. The record is from RefSeq and is a predicted model, not a curated record. Gene Ontology annotation, molecular function: calcium ion binding; oxoglutarate dehydrogenase (succinyl-transferring) activity; thiamine pyrophosphate binding.